This is a messenger RNA of Serendipita indica DSM 11827, 2772 nucleotides long. The record is from the annotation of a GenBank genome assembly. NCBI's taxonomy places the organism in Eukaryota, Fungi, Basidiomycota, Agaricomycetes, Sebacinales, Serendipitaceae.
AUGCCGUCCGAACUCGUCGCCUUUCAAAAUCCAUUUUUGACGCCGCCCAUGUCUGCAAUAUUCCGCAAAAAUGCGCCAGACGCGCUUGGAUUGUCUGGAGGCGCAUAUCCUUCACCAUCAUCCCUUCCUCCGCUCUCCUUGCCAGACUCUCCAGCGAGCAAUAGACCCCGUCGUCGGCCGUACCACUUUUCGACCCAAUGCGCGACGGUAGACAAUCCAGACGAAAAGGAUCAGUAUGGCUCCAGCUCAGUCCCCAUCUACCAGACUGCUACAUUCAAGGGCUUGGACGGCAAGUUUGACUAUACUCGCAGCGGAAAUCCUACCAGAAGCCAUCUCCAACACCAUCUCGCAAAGAUUUAUUCUGCCCAGCAUGCCUUUACAGUCUCGUCUGGAAUGGCCGCCUUGGACGUGAUCACCCGACUGCUCAAAGCAGGCGACGAGGUCAUCGCAGGAGACGAUCUAUACGGUGGAACGAACAGACUACUCACAUACCUCAAAGAACACAACGGUGUCACCGUCCACCACGUCGACACGACAAAUCCAGAUCUCAUCGUGCCACUCGUUCAGCCCGGCAAGACGGCCAUGGUCCUUCUCGAAAGCCCCACAAACCCAUUACUCAAGAUUGCCGAUCUCGAACUCAUUUGCAAUUACGUCCAUCGGAUUGCACCCGAUGCCCUCGUCGUGGUGGACAACACCAUGAUGAGCCCAUAUCUCCAGCGGCCACUCGAGCUCGGCGCGGAUAUUGUUUAUGAUAGUGGAACCAAAUAUCUAAGUGGACAUCACGAUUUGAUGGCAGGCGUCGUUUGCUGUAACCGUGGCGACAUUGGCAAGCAAAUCGGAUUUAUUAUCAAUGCAGUUGGAAAUGCUCUCUCGCCAUUCGAUUCGUUCCUGUUGCUUCGUGGCAUCAAAACACUCGCCAUUCGUAUGGACCGUCAACAGCGGAGUGCAAUGGCUGUAGCGACCUUUCUCGAUACCCACGGUUUCAAAGUACAUUAUCCCGGCCUACAAAACCACCCAGGAAAGGGAAUUCACGAUAGACUGGCCAAUGGUCCUGGCGCUGUGCUCAGCUUUGUCACAGGCGACAAAGCCCUCAGUGAGAGGAUUGUUGGUGCUACUAGACUAUGGGGUAUCAGCGUCAGCUUUGGUGCUGUCAACUCACUUAUCAGCAUGCCCUGUGCCAUGUCCCACGCUUCUAUAGAUCCUGCCGUCCGCGCAGCACGCGGACUUCCGGAAGAUCUUAUUCGUCUUUGCGUCGGUAUUGAAGAUCCUCAAGACUUGAUAGACGAUCUAGAAAACGCCAUCAUGGAAGCUGGUGUGACCCUGCCUUCCAUCAUGCCGUCCAUUGUAGAGCCAUUUAGUCCGAUUCGUGGCGAGCCAUGGGCACCACCGCCGCUUAUUUUCGCCCCGCAACCUGUCCUCGAAGAACGUCGCAAGCCUACUCACCCACACUGGUUCAUCUCGGCCCCUGGAAAGGUUAUUCUAUUCGGAGAACACGCUGUUGUUCACGGUGUCACUGCGAUUGGCGCUUCGGUCGACUUGCGAUGCUACGCCCUUGCCUCCCACCGAGAAGACGGUUACAUUUCGCUUCAUCUCCCCGAUCUCAACGACUGGUACCACGAGUGGCUCAUCGACGAGCUCCCAUGGGACUCCGUCACACCCACACGCAUUGGAGAAGACCACGGACCAACGCUGGACCCACGUCUUAUGGAUGCGAUUAACAACAGGGCUCUACCGAAGAGUGUCAACGAGGAGCGAUUCGCCCGUGCGAAAGCGGCGGUCACCGCAUUCUUGUACAUCUACAUGAUCCUACGACCAGACACUAAAGCAAAACCGAGUUUCCGAUUCACGACCCGUUCAACUCUCCCUAUUGGUGCCGGUCUAGGCUCGUCUGCCUCGUACUCGGCCUGCGUUGCCGCCGUCAAUCUCAUCUUUGCCAAACGGACCACACUCACCGAACCUGUUCGUCGACGACUCAACUCGGAGGCGACAAUCUCGUACACGAUCAAGCACGACGGUCGCCGUGCGAUUCCAACAGAGGUCGCAGACGAAGUCAACAAGUGGGCGUUUGUGGCUGAAAAGGUCAUGCACGGUAAUCCCAGUGGUGUGGAUAAUACCGUCUCUGUUCAUGGUGGUGCCAUUGCGUACAAGAGAGCCGUUAAUGGCUCCAAGGGUGGCAUGGACGGAUUGCAUGGAUUCCGUUCUGUCAAGUUUUUGCUCACCGACUCGCAAGUACCGCGAGAUACCAAGAAGCUCGUAGCGAAUGUUGCCACUCGUCUCAAGGAUGACCCGAACCGAGGCGCAGACGUCUUGGACGCCAUCCAAGCCAUCUCGAUCGAAGGUUUCCGUGCGUUGAGCGAUCCCGAAAUUCCUCGCGAGACGCUCCUUGCUGGUCUCUCGAAACUGAUCAAGCAAAACCAUGCGUUCCUCAAGGAACUCGGUGCCUCACACAUCUCACUCGAAGAAAUUUGCGAGCUCACGGACGAAUUUGGUCUGUGCACCAAGUUGACGGGUGCAGGCGGCGGUGGAUGUGCCGUCACGCUCAUUCCUGAUGACUUUUACGAUGAUUCGUUGCGGAUCCUCAUGGACAAGCUCGUCGAAGCAGGGUACCAGCCAUACCUCACAACCGUCGGUGGAAGUGGACUGGGUGUGUAUCCAGUCACGGGAGACCCGACUCCCGAGGAGAAGGAACAACUUCACCGCGAUUUUGUGGGCCAGCCACGUAUGGGGUUGGCCAAGUGGGCAGAAGAGCAAGGAGGAUGGCUCUACGUCUAA